Messenger RNA from Pangasianodon hypophthalmus (striped catfish), 2436 nucleotides. RefSeq lists its product as uncharacterized. NCBI's taxonomy places the organism in Eukaryota, Metazoa, Chordata, Actinopteri, Siluriformes, Pangasiidae. The transcript is spliced from 7 exons. The coding region runs from base 378 to 1889 and encodes 503 amino acids. The record is from RefSeq and is a predicted model, not a curated record. Gene Ontology annotation, molecular function: protein binding.
ACCCUUAUUAGAAGUUUCCGAGAAAUGUGCUGGUUUCUCACAGUUUCCUCUAACGGUUCGGAUGUGAGACAGCAGGUCGGUGAUGGUUAUCAGAGGUGUGCUAAUGGACUGCUGAGAGCUAGUUUCAUUUGCUCCGUGUAACUCGAGGCUGUAAGCUGCAGUUAGAUGGAAGUCAUGGUAACGUUCUUUGUUUUUUUAUCACUUGAGCAAAAGCGGAUGCGGUGAGCAGCUGGUUAGCUUCAGCGCUAAAGCUAAUAAAGCUGGCAGUAUGGCGCUGUUAUUGUCCUGAACUUGUGCUGUGGUCUGGAAGAAGCGAAAUGAGGGUAAAGCGUCUGUAAGUGUCCAGGCAGCGGUCAGUGUCUCAGCCCUCAGCUGCUAUGGAUCAUGUUUCCACUCUGCUGAUGCUGAUUGCACCAUGCUCAGUGUUGUGCGGUCACGUCCCUGCCCCGGUCAACCUCACGAUGGAGUCCCACCACUUCAUUCACCUGCUCAGUUGGCAGGCUGGACCAGGGUCUCCUGCAGGACUGAAUUACACAGUCAUCUUCCGCUCCUAUAGUGAGGGCUGGAAGAUGGUGGACCGUUGUGAAGCAGUGCGUGAUCCAUUGCGCUGUAACCUAACAGAUGUUUUCUCCGAUCUGGAAAAGACCUACUACAUCAAUGUUACAGCUGUCUCAGGGAAUGAGACGUCCAAACCUCGUUCCUACAGUCUGUUUACGCCAGUCUCUGACACUGAGCCAGAGCUUCCGUCUCUGCGAGUUUCAGCGUGUAAUGACUCCCUGUGUGUGUAUCUUCAGUCUCCGUCCGAGAGACUUGAGGCGGUUUAUAAGAAAUUCCCAUACACGCUUAAUGUGACCAACGAAAAAGGAGUUCAGUUCUUACAGAACACCAUUGGGUUGAAGACUGUAGAUCUGAAAGUGGUGCCGGGGCUGCAGUAUUGUGUGUCUGUGAGCAUCAGAAAUCGAAGUACUGCUAAUAAACCACCCGUGUGUGCUUCUAAACCUGCAGCAGUGAACAACAUGGAUGCCGUGAUCUCUGUGUUUUUGUGUCUGCUGGCGCUGGUGACUGUGAUGAUUGUUGGUCUGCUGCUUCUUAAAAGGUCCAUGAAAAUCCAUCAGCCAUUAGUCCUGAGUUCAUUUAAGCCGCCAUAUAAAGUGGUGCUUCUUCGUUGGCCCACUGUGGAGUUUGUAAAGUGCGUUUCACUGGAGCCCAACAUAUACAAAGAUGUUCAGGUCAGUGAAGAGGUGGACCGAGAGAAAGAGGAUGAAGAGGUGGCAUAUGAGGGACGAAGGGGUUGUGAAGAAAUUUCAGAAGAAUCAAGGUCUUCUCUUCCAAGUUCCCCAGAGAGCCAGUAUGAGCACCCCUGUAAUCCGGACACUAAAACACACACACAUGUCCCUGGAACCUUUUUGAAAGAGCACACAGCACCAGACAAGAUCACACGUCACUGGGAGGCAACAACUCCCCAAACUACAAGUCAGACCCUCACAGCACACCUCUUACCCCUAAAAACACCAAUCCAAGAGCUCAAAAAGAAUGAUUUGGCCUUGCUCAGGCAUAAGAGAGGAGAUGAACUCAGGGAGGAGGAGGAGGAGGAGGAGGAGGAGGAGGAGGUGGAGGAGGAGGAGGAGGAGGAGGACAGUGACAAUGUGAAUUUCUUCUCUUUGAUCCUGGGAGGCCAAAAUUCAGAACAACAGGAAGAGAAGAUGGAAAAUGUAAAAAAAGUUCAACCAGAGGUGCCUUUAUUUGUGUUACAGCCACCAAAACCUGCCAUGGACAUUCAGCCCACAUAUACUGAGAACACAACCAAACGCAUUUCAUACUCUGAGGAGGAAGAAGAGGAGGAUAUGGAGGAGGAGGAAGCUUUCUCCGGAUAUAUGAUACGGAGUUAGAAACCGUGUUUUCUAUAAAACAGAAUUUUCUCCAUCCAUUAUGUAAAUGAGCUAAUGAGCAGUUCGUAUAAGAAAACAUCUCUUUAGGUGUGUGUGUGUGUGUGUGUGUAUAUAUAUAUAUAUAUAUAUAUAUAUUUUUUUUUUUUUAAAUUCAGACAUUAUUUCUUUAAAUCAUGUGAGUGUGUCCCAGUGAUAUAUAGAGAUUUUUUUUAUUGCAAAAAUUGCCAAAAGUCAAUCUAUAUUCCAGGCUGCCAGUUACUAGAAUGUUACUAUCAAAGCAUGAGAUGCUGCUGGAUGUAAACAACCAAUUUUAAACCAUGAGUUUUGAGAGUGUGUAUAUGCACUUAAUUGGAGACUGAACAGUAUUGUUCAUUAAUUCAUUCAUCUUUAGUAAGUUCAGAAUGUAUUCAGACUCGGUCAUUGUGGUUUUCUGCCCCAGUCUGAGGUCUUGUGAAUUCUGGAAGCAGGACUGCUUUGUGUUUGGGUCUGUUUAUCCUUUCCUCAGUUCUGACCAGUCUCCCCAUUCGUGCCAAUGAGAAGAACCCCA